Molecule: messenger RNA, 1532 nt
Organism: Papilio xuthus (Asian swallowtail)
Lineage: Eukaryota; Metazoa; Arthropoda; Insecta; Lepidoptera; Papilionidae
Gene: Uck
Product: Uridine-cytidine kinase
Exons: 6
Coding region: 8-907 (299 amino acids)
Molecular function (GO): kinase activity; ATP binding
Source: RefSeq, a predicted model, not a curated record
UCUUGAGAUGUCAAUUUAUGCGAAUUUUUUGCGAAGUCGUGUUUGGAGUUUUGGUGCAUUGGUGAAAAAAGUUCCUUCCAGAUAUAUUUUUACUAUUAAAAUGUCUGAAAAGCCAGCAGAUUACCUUGCUACCAAUGGUUUUGAAAGCAAAACUCCAUUCUUAAUCGGUGUAGCGGGCGGGACGGCCAGUGGGAAGUCAACAGUAUGCCAACGCAUAAUGGAAAAGUUGGGACAACAGCACAAAGAACAAACAGAGAGACGAGUUGUCUGUAUCAGUCAAGAUUCCUUCUACCGAACCCUCUCACCAUCAGAACGGCUCCGAGCUGAACGUGGACAGUUUAACUUUGAUCAUCCAGAUGCUUUUGAUGACAAGAAACUCCUUGCCAUCCUGAAAGAUAUUCUGGCCGGAAAGAAAGUUGAAGUCCCUGAGUAUGAUUAUAUCACAAAUUCUAUUAGCCCACAUCGCUCACACACAAUCUACCCAGCUGAUGUUGUGCUGAUCGAAGGCAUCCUGGUAUUCUAUUUCCCGGAAGUGCGGGAACUCUUCCACAUGAAGCUGUUUGUAGACACUGAUUCUGACACACGACUUGCAAGACGAGUACCUCGUGACAUAAUGGAGCGCGGCCGUGACUUGGAGCAAGUUCUAAAUCAAUACAUGAACUUUGUGAAGCCUGCAUUCGAGGAGUUCUGCUUGCCGACUAAGAAGUUUGCUGAUGUCAUCAUACCGAGGGGAGCUGAUAAUUUAGUGGCUAUUGAUUUAAUCGUGCACCAUAUAUGGGACAUUAUGUAUAAGAAGAGACCGGCACCGAAGGUUGCAAAUGGAACAUGCAAUGGAACACAUCUGGAAGUUGAUGAGGGGAACGGAAGAAGGAUGUCAGGAAGUUCUGAGGAUACUCUCAGUCGAUAGCCAAUGGGGAUAUGCACAAAGUUCCAUACUGGAUCUGUGACUGAAGCCGUUCGGGAUAUGUUAUUUUUUUUAUAUACUAUUUUAUUGCAGUGUUUUCUAAUAAAUCCUACUCCGGCUUAGUUAAUCUUAACAAUAUAGAUCUUACUAUUUUGAAAAAAAUUGUUUCGGGAUUUUUUUUUUCAUUUCUAAAAUUAGAAAAAAUUCCAAAAAAUAUAGAAAAUUCUUUAUGUACCUUACACAUAUUGUAAAAUAACGUCAAAUCUUGCAACUUCUGUAUGACGUAGGAAGAUUUUUUUAAAAAAUGUUUUUUUAUUCUGUCAUAUAACGUAAGUGGGAUAAAAAAAUAUUAGAAAACACUGUUCUAAAAUAUAGGUGUGGUUUGCAAUCGAAUAUUUUAUUAUUUUAAUUGACAUACAAUCAGUAUUAUUUAUAAUUCCUUUUGAAUCGAAACUAAUAAAUCUGUGUAUUAUUGAAGUAUAUGCAUAUAGAAAUCUCUCCCCCCCCCCUCCCCCCAAUUUUAUUCCUCUAUCAAGAUUUCUAGAUUUUAACUCUUAAUUCGAUGGUGUCCAGUGUGACGAACAACUUAUUUAAAAAAAAAUGUACUGAACUAGUUUAGAGAAAAUUA